Menidia menidia (Atlantic silverside) is the source of this 333-nucleotide messenger RNA. NCBI's taxonomy places the organism in Eukaryota, Metazoa, Chordata, Actinopteri, Atheriniformes, Atherinopsidae. The record is from the annotation of a GenBank genome assembly.
AUGGCAUCGCUGUCAUCGCCUCUAAAUAUCUGCAGAGGAAUAUUAAAAGAAUUACGCUUCGUUCAAGGGCCGGCUUACAAUCAGUCACCGGCUUACAAAUAUGUGUUGGAACAGUUUCGCAAGAAUAAGGUGACGGGUGAAAGGUUGUGCCGCGCCCAGCGGGAGGCGCAUCACGCCGCCCACACCUACCUGUGUUUGCUGGCGUCCACCCGGAGUCACCUGGCUCUGCACAACCUGUACCACGGCAAAGGAGAGUGCAGUGCAGAAGAGGCGGCGGGCCUGGUGGGACUCCGCUUACCAACGCAGCCAGGAGGAAAGGGCUGGGAGAAGUGA